GACUUUAGAGCUCCUCAAUGAUCGGUUCUUUUGAUAUAAAACACAAGGUUAAGCGUAUUCUACUUUUAGAAACUUAGGUAUUGUAAAGAAGUAAGUUACUAAAAAUAGAACCUGCUCUUUCAAGACUUCUUCAGCUCUGUCACGGAAAACACGUCCUGAUCUCAACUUUUAUUAGGAAGUAUUGAACUCUUGACUCUGAGCUCUGUUUAAUAAUGGCUGCACCCAAGAAAGAGGAAAAUGCCAUUUUCAGGAUACCACCUUACUAUUACAUUCAUGUUUUGGACCAGAACACAAAUGUCACAAAGAUUGAAAUUGGCCCACAAACUUAUAUCAGACAAGACAAUCAGAGGGUCACUUUGGGACCAGAGAAAAUGGUGGUUGUUCCUCCACGUCACUACUGUGUAAUUGAGAACCCAGUUUGCCGUGACAAGGAUAACAAAAUUAUUGUUGAUAAUUUGGGCCAGAUAAAACUACAGCAUGCUGAUCAAGAAAUAAGAUUGACUCAGGAUCCCUUCCCACUGUACCCUGGUGAAGUUUUGAAACAGCCUGUUACUGCUUUAAAAGUUGUGCCAGCAAACUCAGCUUUAAGGAUUCGAGCGAUCCUUGAUUUUGAAGAUGAGAAUGGGGAAAAGAGAACCGCUGGAGAUGAAUGGCUGUUUGAAGGACCAGGUACAUAUAUUCCUCGCAAAGAAUGUGUUGUAGAGGAAACCAUUCGGGCAACUGUGAUUGGUCCCAAUCAAGCCAUUCGUCUACGGGCUCGCAAGGAAUGCACAGACAGGGACAGCAAUGAUAGAGUAACAGGUGAAGAGUGGCUGGUAAAAAAGACUGGCGCCUACUUGCCUGGUGCCUAUGAGGAAGUUGUGGAUGUUGUGAAUGCCUAUGUCCUGACUGAGAAGAAAGCUCUACACAUGAGAGCUCUGAGGACAUUUAAAGAUGAUUUUGGAGUUGUGAGGAAAAAUGGUGAGGAGUGGUUGAUCACAAUGAAGGAUACAGAAACACACAUUCCAAAUGUGUAUGAAGAGGUGGUUGGCGUUGUGAACAUCACCACUUUGAACAAUCGUCAGUAUUGUGUGAUCUUGGAUCCUGUAGAUGUCCAUGGAAAGCCACAGUUGGGACAGAAAAAGUUGGUUAAGGGUGAAAGAUCUUUCUUUUUGAUGCCUGGUGAGAAACUAGAAAAGGGAAUCCAGAAUGUUUACAUUAUGGGAGAAGAUGAAGGUUUAAUUCUCAGAGCAAAUGAAACAUUUACUGAUGGGGAUACUAUUAGGUCACCUGGUGACAGAUGGAUGAUUCGUGGUCCUAAAGAGUAUGUCCCUCCAGUGGAGGUUGAAGUAGUCCUGAAGAGACAGGCCAUUCCGUUAGAUGAAAAUGAAGGCAUAUAUGUCAGAGACAUCAAAACUGGCAAGGUCAGGGCCAUUCAAGGAGAAACAUAUAUGAUUAAUCAAGAUGAAGAGCUCUGGGCUAAAGAAUUGCCACCAACAGUUGAAGCCCUGCUCUCCAUAGAUCCUGUAGCUGAUAGAAGUGAAAGAAAAAGUGAAGGAAGCCCAAAAGUUCGUGACAAAACAAGAGUAGUUUCAUACAGAGUACCCCACAAUGCAGCAGUUCAAAUUUAUGACUACAAAGAAAAGAAAGCCAGAGUUAUUUUUGGACCAGAAUUAGUUAUGCUUGGUCCUGAUGAACAGUUUACUCAACUCAGUUUGUCUGGUGGCAAACCCAAGAAACCCAAUGUGAUCAAAUCUUUGUGCCUUUUGCUGGGGCCAGACUUUUGUACUGAUAUUAUUGUAGUGGAGACAGCUGACCAUGCCAGAUUGUCACUUCAACUUUCUUAUAAUUGGCAUUUUGAAUGCGGUGACAGAUCACCAACAGAAGCAGCUAAGUUGUUCAGUGUCCCAGACUUCACUGGAGAUUCAUGUAAAGCCAUUGCUUCUAGAGUGCGAGGUGCAGUAGCUCAGGUUCAGUUUGAUGAUUUUCACAAAAAUUCAGCCAAGAUUAUCAGAGCUUCUGUUUUUGGCCUGGAUGCCAAUGGUAAAGUGAAAGAUAAAUUCCACUUCCCUCAAAACAAUUUGGUCAUUACCAGCAUAGACAUCCAGUCUGUGGAGCCAGUAGAUCAGAGAACAAGGGAUGCUUUACAGAAGUCUGUACAGCUGGCUAUUGAGAUUACCACCAACUCACAGGAAGCUGCUGCAAGACAUGAAGCUGAACGUCUUGAACAGGAAGCUAAAGGCAGACUUGAGCGCCAGAAGAUUACUGAUGAGGCUGAGGCAGAGAAAGCCAGAAAAGAACUAUUGGAACUCCAAGCCAACAGUGCUGCUGUGGAGAGCACUGGUCAGGCUAAGGCUGAGGCUCAGAGUCGUGCCGAAGCUGCCAGAAUUGAGGGUGAAGCUGCUGUAGAGCAGGCCAGGUUGAAAUCUAUGGCUACCAAAAUAGAAGCAGAGUCAGAAUUGGAGCGCUUAACUCGAGCCAGAGAAGCAGAACUGAAGUAUGUUUCUGAACAAAACAAGAUGGAGCUGGAGAAAGUCAAUGAAAUGUCCACUAUUGAAAUCACGAAGUUCAAAGAGAUGGUCGGUGCCAUUGGUGCAAAUACUUUGCUUGCUAUGGCCACUGCUGGACCUGACAUGCAGGUUCGUAUGCUUCAAGCUCUUGGCCUGAAGUCAACUCUGAUUACGGAUGGUUCUUCUCCCAUCAACCUUUUCAAUACAGCCUCAGGUCUAAUAGGAGGACUCGUCCCUGCCAAGCGUCGACGUGACCCAGACGAUGAUGACACAGAAUAAGAUAUUCGCCAGUGACCAUGACUGGAUGUAUUAAGAACCAAUUAGAAGUGCACACAUCAUUCCCAUUUAAAUUGUGUUUGUACAUUACCUAUUCUGAAAUGUAUGCUGUUAAUGCCAGACCUUUUUUUCUUUUUUGUAGGCAUAUUUUUUUGGUAAACCUUUGUAUUUUAUUUUGCUUUCAUUUAGACAUAUAUAUAUAUAUAUAUACAUAUUAUAUAUAUAUAUUUAUAUAUAUAUAUAUGUCUGUGUGUGUGUAAUUUGUGAUAUUGUGAUAAUAUGCAACUGCCAUUUACAACUGUUACUCUAUAAGUGAUAAAGCUUGUUAUAAAAUGGGUAUGAUGUUCAUUUAUAUGUUGUAAAUUUUAUUUUUUUAUUUUUUAAUAUAAGUUUAUCUUCAAUGUUAUGAAGUAUCACUGUUUUUCUUUAGAGAACUUUUUUUUGUAGAGCUUAUAUUUAAUGAUUGAAAUGAUUUAAUGAUUGAAAGUAGAAUCAUUAGAAUUCAUCUCUUUUGUGAUUGAUGUUAUCUAAAUUAUGGAAUCACUGUAGAUUCUAUUUUGGAUAAAAAUCUUACAUUACAUUAAAUAUAAUUUGAUAACA
Molecule: messenger RNA, 3365 nt
Organism: Biomphalaria glabrata
Lineage: Eukaryota; Metazoa; Mollusca; Gastropoda; Planorbidae
Product: major vault protein-like
Exons: 16
Coding region: 213-2768 (851 amino acids)
Cellular component (GO): cytoplasm; nucleus
Source: RefSeq, a predicted model, not a curated record